AUGAAACAAAAAUACAAGUUCAAACCGUUUACCGGAAAACUAUUCUUAUUAGCUUCGUCAAGCAAAUCAAAAACUAAACGUAAACGCAUCAAAGUUAAACAUGAAACAACGAUUCGAGUCAAUUUCGCAUCAAACAACUAUUUCUCAAUCAUUCCUAACGAAUUGAUCCAAAAUAUUUUUGACUAUCUAUAUGAUGAACCCAAAUCCCAAUAUUCUUUGGGGUUUACAUGUCACAACUUAUACCAACAGUAUCAACAUUUUAUUUGGAAUCUGUCGAUUUUUAAAUUUCAUGGAAGGCUUAGAGAUCCCCCUUUGUUUUUCGAAGUAACAAAAUUUAAAAAAUCAAAAAAGUUAACAAAAGUUACUUUUCACAAAAGAUAUUCAUAUUGUUCUUGGUGUAAGAAAAACUCGCUUUCAUGCAAACCAAAAUAUCCUUGUGGAUGCUGUGUAGGUGAUUGUAAGAAGACCGAAGUUACCAAAAAACUUUUCACCAAUAGUCAAGGAGUAAGAUAUGUUAAAUCAAUCGCUCCCUACUGGUCGAGUAAUAUUUACCUGAGACAUGUUGAUGCGAUAGAUGAUAUUAUAACAAAGAGAUGUAGAAAAUGUCGAAAGAAAGCUAUUUGUUCUAAGGUUAUGUUGUUAAAUGGUACUUGUGAUGUAGCUAUGUGUCCUUAUAAUCAAGUCCAAGAAAUAAUGUUCUCAGAGUUUUAUCAAAGAGUUGAUAGGAUAGCUCAUAAACAUUUCAUGUGUGAACCAUGUUAUAAUUCUUGUCAAAAAUCGGCCAAUCUACCAAUCACUAUCCCAAACUUGUAG
Molecule: messenger RNA, 813 nt
Organism: Racocetra persica
Lineage: Eukaryota; Fungi; Glomeromycota; Glomeromycetes; Diversisporales; Gigasporaceae
Source: the annotation of a GenBank genome assembly